AAGCCAUUUUUUAGAUUUCAUUUCAAUCAUAGAGGGCAUUAGGAUUUGGGGUGAUAAUGUUUCCUAGUUCGAGUGAUGCUGCAUUUGAGGAUAGUUGUAUAUUUUUAGAGCUGGAAGAUCUGGUUGCGGAUUGUCCCAUUUCAGAUGGAAAUAAUACUGAAAAGGGUGUGAAAGCAAGCAACAAUGGCAGUAGUGAGUCCAAGAAGACUGCUCAUCGACUUACUGAGAAGCAGAGAAGGCAAGAAAUGGCAGCCCUUUAUGCUUCUCUCAGAUCCCUUCUCCCUCCUCAAUACAUCAAGGGGAAGCGCGCUAUAUCGGAUCAUAUGCACCAGGCCGUGAUUUACAUCAACGAUAUGAAAAAGAAAAUCAAACAAGUGAAACUAAGGAGGAAUUCAUUUGGUGUUGAAGCUGAGACCUCAAAUGCUACUGAUUCUUCGCCUUACCGAGUAAGGAUAAAUCCAUUAACGGAUGGGGUUGAGAUCUUGAUUAGUAGCAGCCUGAAUAAGGAAUGUUUUCCUCUUUCAAUAGUGCUUGGCGAUUUGCUUAAUAGAAAGCUAGAAGUAAUUAACUGCAUUUCUACUAGAGGCGAUGGCUGUUACCUCCACAAAAUUCACCUUGAGCUUAAUGAUUCCGCAAGCAUUGAUCUAUCUGAGCUACAAGAUGGACUGGUGAAUAUGCUUAAACUUGUUUGACAAUGGCAGCUGCAGCUACACAUAGCAUAAAACAUAUUCUCUUUAGUUUAUUUUGUACUCCCACCGUCCAUAAAAAUAUGUGCGUUUUUCAUUUUCUUCCGUCCCA
Messenger RNA from Salvia splendens (bonfire salvia), 798 nucleotides. Its product is annotated as transcription factor bHLH126. The record is from RefSeq and is a predicted model, not a curated record. Lineage: Eukaryota; Viridiplantae; Streptophyta; Magnoliopsida; Lamiales; Lamiaceae. Gene Ontology annotation, biological process: regulation of transcription by RNA polymerase II. The transcript is spliced from 3 exons. Gene Ontology annotation, molecular function: RNA polymerase II transcription regulatory region sequence-specific DNA binding; DNA-binding transcription factor activity, RNA polymerase II-specific; protein dimerization activity. Bases 57 to 692 code for a protein of 211 amino acids. Gene Ontology annotation, cellular component: RNA polymerase II transcription regulator complex.